GUCAAUUUCGCCCUCAUGCUAGAAGCCACAGCAGCAAUUUUGGAAUGGCAAUGUCAGCCAAUCAGAUCCUUUGUUCAACAGCACGUUCCAUUCCAUAAUGGCUGCCAGUGCUGUGACUACCGCUAUCUAGCAUGUGGACGAAAAUCGUUAAAUCUUCUCGGUGUAACAGUUGGGAUAGUGGGACAAUUUGAAGUACAACACAUUUCUCAUCCCUGUUUUCAGGGGCAGAGUGAACUGUCAUCCUCUUCUUCCAGAGUGCGUCAGAAGCUGGAGAGCCUGCUGAACAAGAACAUGAGAAUCAGAAUGACAGACGGACGGACGCUGGUGGGACUGUUCUUGUGCACAGAUAGAGACUGCAACGUCAUCCUGGGGUCCGCUCAGGAGUUCCUCAAAUCCUCAGACUCCUUCUCCCAGGGUGAGCCCAGAGUGCUGGGGUUAGCCAUGAUUCCCGGCCACCAUGUGGUCUCCAUCGAGGUGGAGUCAGACACCCUGGCCGACACACAGGGGUUCGGGGGCAGCCACUGAAGAACAAGAGCUCACCCAAAGUCGGAGGACACGGUCCUAGAAAAGGCUACAGUACAGACUUGAAAUGAGAGAAUUCAAUUAAAGGAAUUCCAGAUGUGGCGGAUCUCUGGUGCCAGUGUCGUGGGUUUACCAGUCAGAGCCAAGAUAGGUGCGAAAUGUAACCAAGCAUCCCCAGUGACAGUGUGUGUGUGAAGUUAAUACAGAGUAUAAAAGGUAUUUGCGCAAUAAGGGGCAUGGGACUGAGCCAGACGGUACAGUAUAUGUCAGUGUGAUAAAUGUUUUUCAAUA
Oncorhynchus masou masou (cherry salmon) is the source of this 813-nucleotide messenger RNA. Its product is annotated as N-alpha-acetyltransferase 38, NatC auxiliary subunit-like. NCBI's taxonomy places the organism in Eukaryota, Metazoa, Chordata, Actinopteri, Salmoniformes, Salmonidae. Gene Ontology annotation, cellular component: NatC complex. Bases 16 to 525 code for a protein of 169 amino acids. The record is from RefSeq and is a predicted model, not a curated record. Gene Ontology annotation, molecular function: RNA binding. The transcript has 3 exons.